This is a messenger RNA of Microthlaspi erraticum, 1089 nucleotides long. Lineage: Eukaryota; Viridiplantae; Streptophyta; Magnoliopsida; Brassicales; Brassicaceae. The record is from the annotation of a GenBank genome assembly.
AUGUAUCCACCACGUCGAGGCGGACUACCUGCAAGAGGUUAUGUUGGACGAGUGACCCCUGCUCUCUCUAGGGCUGGUAAUUCGUGUGCACCGCCGGGAUUCCCUCUUCGUAGCAUCACCGAGCUCUUGCAGGCGCCUGCACGACGAAACCAGCCGACUCUCCAUCCCGAGAAGAGAGAUGGCGCACUUUGGAUCUCAUCGACAAUGAGGUCAACUAUGAUAUCAAAAAUGCUUUUACGAAUGAUUUUGAUGGUCCUUGGUGGAAUCUUGCAAAAGUAUUAUUGGGAUCCAGAUCAUCAUACCUUGGUGAAGACUCUCUGGACUAAACAGCUCCGAAGAAUGAUCUCGAACAACAUCAGCAAGGGGAAGAGACAAAAUAAAAAGCCAAAAUUUGUCUCUGACAUCAAUUGGAACUUGAUGUGGCAACACUGGGAUACUCCACAAGCUGUUCAUAUUAGCACUAUAAACUCUCAGAACCGGAAAUCUGACCGUGGUGGAGAUGGGAUUCAUCAACACAUUUCUGGUUCAAAAUCGUAUGCCAAGGUCAAAUAUGAUAUGAUGAUGGAGUUGGGUGAGGAGCCAUCAAUCACAGACUUAGUGCGGAAGACGCACAUGAAGCUUGAUGGAACUUUUGCUGACAAACGUGCAAAGAUGAUUGUUGAUGAAGUUGAGUCGAUUGUUGUUUCCCAGCAAUUGAACAACAAUGAACAUGUUGAGGUUGGCAGCCAAGAGACGAACUCACACACACCAAUUACACCACUUAUGCGAGAUGAGGCUUUUUAUUCGAUAGUCAAACCAUAUAAAGGAAGGGUGUUUGGACUUGGAUCUGCUCAGAUGGAGAGUUAUGAUCCCAUUGAUCCACCAUCUCUUGUUCUUCCUCGUCAAGCUCGUUAUGAGCGGGACCUGUUCAAUUUGACUGGAGUUGUCAACCUAAUGAGCCAGCAAAUUAGUGCUUUGUGUGAAGCUAGAGGAGUCAGAGUUCCACAUGUGACUGAGCAGCCACCUCAUCCAUCACAGCCGCCACACUCUCAAACAUCUCCAAGUGAAGCAGCUGCUACUCCUGCUUCGACAGUUCCUUCUUUAUCUUGA